Messenger RNA from Lactuca virosa, 1887 nucleotides. NCBI's taxonomy places the organism in Eukaryota, Viridiplantae, Streptophyta, Magnoliopsida, Asterales, Asteraceae. The record is from the annotation of a GenBank genome assembly.
AUGGAGCAGCCGGAGAACGAUUCUGUAUCUUAUGAAACUGCCGAACAGAUCAUCCUCCGGUGGGACGCUACGGCUGCGGAAGACGCCAGGGUUCGAAUGAUCUUUGAAGGUGAUCGCCAAGAGAUUGAUCGAUACUUACAAGCAGUCGAUCGAAUCCAACUAUCCAUGGAGUCAACUACUCUAUCGGACGAUGACGGAGCCGCCGGAGUCCAGGAGCAGUCAAAGAAAAUCAAUGGCGCUAUUCAGAUUGCCAUGGCUAGACUUGAGGAUGAGUUCCGUAACAUACUCAUCUCCCACGCUAGUCCCGUCGAGACAGAGACACUCACUGAGUCGAUGUCAUCGGCUCACUUGACUCCUAGAACCAGCACCUCCAUUAGCGAGUUUCCAGGAAACGACGAUUACAGCAGCCGAGGUGAUGAAGACUCCAUAUCCAGAGACGGUUCUUCUUCUCUAGAACGAGGCGAGAGUAGCAAUACAAUCUCGAGCUACAGAUCUAUGAGUAGUAUUCGCGAGAUAGAUCUGAUUCCUUCGGAUAUCGUAUGUGAUCUUCGCAGCAUCGCGGAGCGUAUGAUCGCCGCCGGCUACUUCCGGGAGUGCGUUCAGGUGUACGGUAGUGUUCGGAAAUCCGCGGUGGACGCGUGCUUCAAAAAGCUUGGAGUUGAGAAAUUAAGUAUCGGCGAUAUCCAAAGGAUGGAAUGGGAGGCUUUGAAUGCGAAGAUUGGGAAGUGGAUGCGUGCAGCGAAAAUGUGCGUUAGGGUUUUGUUCGCGAGCGAGAAGAGACUCUGCGAGCAAAUCUUCGAAGGUUUAGGAACGGCGGCAGACGACGCUUGUUUCAUGGAAACGGUUAAAGGUCCGGCGGUUCAACUGUUUAACUUCGCCGAAGCCAUUAGUAUCAGCCGUCGUGCUCCUGAGAAGCUAUUCAAGAUCCUGGAUUUACACGAUACCUUGUUUGAUUUGUUACCUGAUAUCGACGCUGUUUUUGACGGAAAAUCAGCCGAAUCAAUUAGAGUUCAAGCGACGGAAAUAUUCUCGAGGCUGGCGGAAGCUGCUAGAGGAAUGCUAAACGAGUUCGAAAACGCAGUUCUUCGCGAACCUUCUAAAGUUCCUGUCCCUGGAGGAACGAUUCAUCCAUUAACCAGAUACGUGAUGAAUUACAUAAGCUUAAUUUCAGAUUACAAGCAAACCCUAAGCGAAUUAAUCGUGUCUAGACCUGCAACUGGUUCUCGAUACUCAGACGAUCAAACUACUCCAGACAUGGAUUUCUCAGACCACGAAGAGCAAUCGCCAUUAGCACUCCAUUUGAUUUGGAUCAUAGUGAUUCUCCAAUUCAAUCUAGAAGGAAAAUCCAAGCACUAUAAAGACAAUUCCCUCGCUCAUCUCUUCAUCAUGAACAACGUCCACUACAUCGUCCAAAAAAUCAAAGGCUCACCGGAGCUGAGAGAGAUGAUCGGAGAUCAUUACCUGCGAAAACUCACAGCAAAAUUCCGGCAAGCUGCAACAAGCUACCAACGAGCAACAUGGGUAGGAGUACUGUAUUGUUUGAGAGACGAAGGGUUACACGUGAGUGGAAGUUUCUCAUCUGGAGUUUCAAAAACUGCUUUGCGAGAACGAUUCAAAUCCUUCAACGCCAUGUUUGAAGACGUUCACAAAACUCAAGCUUUAUGGCUAAUACCAGAUACACAGCUUCGUGAAGAGCUAAGAAUCUCCAUUUCUGAUCUACUAAUUCCAGCUUACAGAUCGUUUCUUGGGAGAUUCAGGAGUCAUAUAGAGAGUGGGAGGCACCCUGAAAAUUACAUCAAGUACUCUGUUGAAGAUCUUGAGACUGCAGUAUUGGAUUUCUUUGAAGGGUGUGCAGUUUCACAGCAUUCAAGGAGAAGAUCACAGUGA